Molecule: messenger RNA, 1014 nt
Organism: Fusarium sp. VM40
Lineage: Eukaryota; Fungi; Ascomycota; Sordariomycetes; Hypocreales; Nectriaceae
Source: the annotation of a GenBank genome assembly
AUGGAACUGCUUUCUUUCAAGGGUCUCGUUGACGACAUCGAUUCAUCUUACCGCAAUAGCAUAGUUGAUCACUUCCGCGAUCUAACAUCUUUACAUCAGAUUAUGGGACAAGCCUUGGAGGAAAUCCACGAUUCGAACAUGAGUCCUGUUACUCCUCUCAGCUUGCACGAGCUCUUGGAGAAGACAACCAAGCUUUCGUUAGAGAUGGGUCGUUGGCGUCACAACGCCCUGCCAUCUAGAAUCCUGGAGACUAUCGCAGACCGCGAUACCUGGUCGCCUGCUGACUUCAAAGCAUCUCGUCCCACGAUAUUGCUAGCGAUCUAUUAUUACCGAACGCAACUGAUGACAUGCGGGCCUCUUCUCGUGACUGUCCUGCGUUCAAUCACCAGAAAAUCACCAGAUUGCGAUUCAGAGCUCCUGCAAGAUAACAUUGCCGCUAUACUUAAAACCGAUUUCCAACAUGUAUCAGAACUCCACAGACUGAUCAGCGACAUUUUACACAUUCAAGAAUCGUUCUUUCAAGAGAAUGCGAUCUGGUGGACUUGCAACUACUGUGCUUUGACAAUCACGUUACACAUUUUUGGAUUCUGGCUGGCCUCAAAAUGCCAAGGCGCAAGAUUCAUUACGAAACAAUUUUCGUCUGUGAACUCAAUCGACGAGUUGUUGGAUGAAUGUUUGGACACUUUGAAGGCAAUUGGUGUGGCAAGUGCUAUGAGUAUCAACGCACAUCGCCGUAUAUUUCGAUAUGUCCAGCUGCUAAGAGAAAUGUCACUAGGACCAGGCGACCAAGCAACAGAACUCGAGCCAGUUGACACGAUCCCAACAGGUGCACGAGAGACUCCCAGCGGCCAAACACUAUUAACAACGGAGAAUGGCGAUUUGACCCGGCCCAGUUUCAUCUCAGAUGAUAGCAUUGACUUCUUUACACAGGUCAACGAACAUGACCUAAUCUAUGGGAACUGGUUAGGUCCAAACUUUGGGCCAAAUGAAUUUGAUGUGAUAGGAUACAUUUAA